GGCGAGUUUCAGCAACAGGUGCCUGCAGGACACUUGUCAGUGAGCUGGGCCCAUUUUCUCCUCUUGGACAGCUACAUGUUUUCCAUAGUCAAAGGGUGUCUUAAUAACAUCUCGUAACUGGCUCCCAUGCCUCCGCUCCUGCAGACACAUACGCAGGUACCCGACUCGUGGAACGAAUUCCCCUGAGGUCAGAGAGCAACAUCCCUGCUCCGAGGCGCUUGAACGUGGGGCGUGAGGCUGCAGCCAUGUCUGAAGUAAUACCAACCGCCAGUGUCCAUGCUUUCUGCUGGUAGCACCUGGCUGCAGCCCCACUGUCGCUGGUGGAAGCGCUUACUGGCUUGGCCCCAGGACGUCACGUUGGUUAGUUUGGGUUGGUUCCGUAAGAUGAAACAUUUGAAGGCAAAUUCAGUUACAGAUCCUCGGCUGCUCCCUGUGUCCGGGAGCCUGUGGGGAAGGGUGCACGCGGCAGCCGCAAGCCGUGCAUACGGGGUGCAGGUGGGGAAUGCCACGAGGCCACUGGGGCGCUACCCAGUCCCCAAGAAGAAAGACCUGCCGUACGACAUCGUGGAGCUCAUGGAAGAAGUAGAGAUGAAGAGUGGAUUCUUGCCCAAUGUGUUCAGCGUGAUGGCUCAUCGGCCUGCGGAGUUCCGCGCGUUCUUCGCGUACUACAACGCCAUCAUGAACAAAGAGAGAGGAGGACUCAGCAAGGCAGACAAAGAACUUAUUGUUGUGGCUACAAGCGUUGUUAACAGAUGUCCCUACUGUGUAAUUGCACACGGUGCUUUACAUCGGAUAUAUUCUAAAAAGCCAGCUUUGGCUGAUCAGGUAGUUGUGAACUGGAAACUGGCUGAGCUAAGUGCUCGGGAGCAGGCAAUGCUGGAGUUUGCUGUUGCAGUCAGUCACGCUGAUAACAUAACCGAAGAGCACUUCCAGAAGCUAGCAGCGCAGGGUUUUGACCGUGAAGAUGCCUGGGAUAUAGGCAUGAUUGCCUCCUUUUUUGCCAUGUCUAAUCGUAUAGCUCACUUUACUGACCUGCGUCCAAAUGAAGAAUUCUACACCAUGGGCAGAAUACCUCGGGACAAAGAAAAGGCAGAAACUCCAUAAUGCCGCCCACAGUUUUGUGAGGACAUAUCAAACACUUAAUGCUGUGGCUAACAUUGCUCGUUACCGAAUAUAUAUAAAAGGCAGAAGCUAAUAGCAGAUUGUUACCGGAAGAGAUCAGAUGGGGAAAUGGCUUACACUUUCCUCCAGCAUGCAGAAAGCUAGAAAGGGCUUGCAGCCGUAGGCCAGUUAUAACACGUUUAGUUCCUAAAAUAGCUUCAAGGUCAAAACUUUUUGUCUUAAAACUUGUUUAGGCUGCAAUAAAGUGGCUAGGUAACAUACUGUGAUUUAUAAACAAGCUGCAUAGCAACUUUUUCAUCACAUCUGUUACAUUAGAGUGUAAGGACCAGAUGAGCUUUUGUAUAUAUUGCACCAUUGUCAAAUGGGGGAGGACUGUAAUACAUUUCUCAUGGCACUUUUGCUAAUUAUCCGACAUUAAUGUAUAAGGGUUGGGGAGAAGGGAAUGUUCCCUUUCUCAGCCUUAUUAAUGACUUAUUUUAUCCUGCAAUAAAGGCAUAAUACUGCUGUGCUGUAAUAGCACAAUCAUUCUA
This is a messenger RNA of Pelodiscus sinensis (Chinese soft-shelled turtle), 1652 nucleotides long. The record is from RefSeq and is a predicted model, not a curated record. Lineage: Eukaryota; Metazoa; Chordata; Testudines; Trionychidae.